AUGUCAACGCUAUCGCCGACCUUGGUCGGGAAAAGCUCCUUGUUCACGUCCAGCUCUAUGACCACGCUGCUCGGCUCGCCGUCCUCGGACGAGUUCCCCACGUUCUUGCCGUACAGCCGCUCGCACCGGUCGUACUUCUUGUCGUUUAUCUCGUCGAUCCUUGCGCCAGGACUGCGGCCGUCGCCUCUGGAAGGCAGGCCCACCACGUCUACUGGAACGGCCUCGCUCGACCAGCUCCUUGCCGGCCACGGCGGUCUCCCCAUGGGCACGUCGUUGAUGAUCGAGGAGCAGGGCACGACUGACUUCUCGGGCGUGCUCUUACGGUACUAUGCUGCCGAAGGGCUCGUGCAAGGCCACCAGGUGCAUGUGGUGGGCUUACCCGUGGAGUGGAGACAUCAGCUUCCUGGCGUGGCUGUUCCCGACGCCAAGUCAAAGGCGGCGCAACCGGCAGCUCCCGUCGAAGAUAGGAUGAAGAUUGCGUGGAGGUACGAGGCCUUGGGCAAUGCAUACAAUGCUGGGGCCUCUGCGGGCCGGGUCGACAGCAGCGCAGCUUCGGUUUUCUGUCACGCCUUUGAUCUGACCAAACGCCUUGCGUCGACUUCAUGCAAAGGGUCGCUAAAUUCUACUCCAAGCACCGGCCCGCCAACGCUCGACUCGGCUGCCUCCAGCACCGUCUCCCCAUUCGCUGCUAUCAUCAAACACCUGAGAUCCAAGCUGGAGGCGGCGCCUGCGACGGAAAUCCACCGCCUGGUUAUUCCGAGCCUUCUUCUGCCAAGCCUCUACGCUUCUCGAUGUUGCCAGCCGGCUGAAGUCCUGCAGUUCUUGCACGGACUGAGAGCCUUGCUUAGGCAAUACAGUGCCCAGCUCACGGCGCUCAUCACGCUUCCGACGUCGCUUUUCCCACGCGGCUCUGGCCUCGUCCGCUGGAUGGAGCUUCUCUCUGACGGCGUGGUCGAGCUGAUCCCUCUGCCCGCCAACCCUGGGGCGGCAGCGCCACCCACCUCCUCUAAGACAGACUCGAGAAACAGCGACCAGGCCCAGGGGCUCCUCAGAAUACACUCGCUGCCCGUGUACCAUGAGAAGGGCGGGGGCGGGGCCGAGACAAGCUCCUUCCGCGAGAACCUGUCGUUCAGCUUGAGCGCGUCGAGGGGGUUGGUCAUCAAGCCGUACAGCCUCCCGCCAAUGGAGGAUGACGACCACAAGGAGAAAUCGCCUGCAAGCACGAUUAAAGAUGGCAUUGAUUUUUGA
This is a messenger RNA of Lasiosphaeria miniovina, 1248 nucleotides long. RefSeq names its product Elongator complex protein 4. Bases 1 to 1248 code for a protein of 415 amino acids. Gene Ontology annotation, biological process: tRNA wobble uridine modification. NCBI's taxonomy places the organism in Eukaryota, Fungi, Ascomycota, Sordariomycetes, Sordariales, Lasiosphaeriaceae. The transcript has 2 exons. Gene Ontology annotation, cellular component: cytoplasm; elongator holoenzyme complex; transcription elongation factor complex. The record is from RefSeq and is a predicted model, not a curated record.